Messenger RNA from Humulus lupulus (European hop), 4723 nucleotides. RefSeq names its product polynucleotide 3'-phosphatase ZDP-like. Gene Ontology annotation, biological process: DNA repair. The transcript is spliced from 4 exons. NCBI's taxonomy places the organism in Eukaryota, Viridiplantae, Streptophyta, Magnoliopsida, Rosales, Cannabaceae. Bases 312 to 827 code for a protein of 171 amino acids. The record is from RefSeq and is a predicted model, not a curated record. Gene Ontology annotation, molecular function: double-stranded DNA binding; ATP-dependent polydeoxyribonucleotide 5'-hydroxyl-kinase activity; polynucleotide 3'-phosphatase activity.
CCAAAUCCCUUCUCUCUCCCACCCUACCCGAUCAUACUUGCCUUUCUCCAUCUCUCUCCCUCUCACAUGCUCUCUGCUCUACUAGGCCCGAACGACUGCCCUUCGAUGGUCGCCGGCCUCGCGAGCCCUUCGUUACCGUUCUCCACGGCGAGCAGAAGCCUCCAGGCUCGUACUUUCGGACAAGUAAAGGACAGUUGGGGCAUUGAACAAUCUGAGGUAUGCCCCUCAAUCUCUCGCAGCUGGUGGAGCGGUGGCCUCCCAGGGGUCGUGACGGUGGUCUCGGCCGAGGUACUUUUGGGUCUCGGUCAUAGAUGGUCUCGACAAAGGUUUUCAUUGCUUGUGGAGUAAGUAAAUCUAAUGGUCAAGCAGACGAUCCCUACCGCAAACCAAAACCAGGGAUGUGGCAUCUUUUGGAAAAACACUUCAACUCUGGCAUUUCUAUUGAUAUGGAUCAAUAUUUUUAUGUUGGUGAUGCUACUGGAAGAGAAAAUGAUCAUAGUGAUACUGAUAUAAAAUUUACAGAGGACCGGAGCUCGGGGAAGACGAUUGGCAGUGCUAGGAUGAGUAAUGGUCUCUACUAUUUUGAGGAUAUUCUAUCUAAUAAUAAAAUUGCUCAAGGACUUAGUAGUAUCAGUUUUUUUACUGUUUAUGAUCAAAUAAUGAUUUGGCAUUAUAGAUUGGGCCAUCAUAGUUUCUCUUAUUUAAAACGUUUGUUUCCUGGUUUAUUUAAAAAAUUAAAUCCAUUAUCCUUUCAUUGUGAUAGUUGUUUACUAGCCAAGAGUCAACAUAAAUCUUAUAUCCAAGAAUCUUAUUUAUUGUCCUUCUAAACCAUUUUACCUUUUUCAUAGUGAUGUUUGGGGACCUUCUAAGGUCACCACAAUUUCUAGUAAAAAAUGGUUUGUUAGGUUUAUAGACGACCAUACUCGUCUUUGUUGGGUUUACCUAAUGAAAGAAAAAUCUGAAGUGGCAAAUUUUUUUACCGAUUUUUAUUCUAUGAUUGAAACCCAAUUUCAAACUAAAAUCAACAUUUUAAGAUCUGAUAAUGGUACAGAAUAUUUUAAUAAAAUUCUAGGCAUUUUUUAAGUGGAAAAGGCAUAUUACAUCAAUCUUCAUGUCCUGACACCCCUGAACAAAAUGGCUUAGCUGAACGCAAAAAUAAACAUUUGUUAGAAGUUGCUAGGGCUAUGAUGUUUUACAUGAAUAUGCCUAAAUAUUUGUGGGGAGAUGCUGUACUUACUGCCUCUUAUUUGAUUAACAGGAUGCCUACUCGUGUUUUAUAGUACACAACUCCUUUAUCUUGUUUCAAAAAAGGUUUUCCUAGUUCUCGGGUUUAUUCUGAAUUACCCUUAAAUUUUUUUGGUUGUACUGCUUAUGUACACAUUCCUAAAAGGUCUAGGUCUAAAUUUGAACCAAGAGCUGAAAAAUGUGUUUUUCUUGUAUCCCCUAAUAAAAAAAAGGAUAUAAGUGUUUCAAUCUUCUUACAAAUUUUUUUUAUAUUUCAAUGGAUGUUUCUUUCCUGGAAACUACUCCAUAAUUUCAGAAAAAUUUAAUUCAGGGGGAGAAUUUAGAAGAAUCAAAUUUUUGGGAACUUGUUCCUUUACCGCAUAUUAUAUUGGAUGCUUCUCCUUCUCUUAAAGAUGUUCAAACUGUUGAAACUGAAUCUAAAAUUGGUCUGUCAGAUAAAGAAAUACUACGAUUGAUUAAAAAUCGUCAAAAUCUUGAGCCUAUGGUUUAUACUAGAAAGAAUGUCAUUGAAAGAAAUAAAGACCAGCGACUCAUCUCAGAACCUGAUCAAUCUGAAGCCUUGAGUGAUGGUUAUCUGAAUACUCCAGGUAAAAAUUCUCAUUCUAUUCAUCCUUUGCCUCCAAGUGUUACUAAUCUUGAAUCCGAGCCUUCUGUAGAAAUAGCACCAAGAAACAUUAACUCAGAUCUGCACCUUCCUAUUGCCAUUAGAAAAGGGACCCGAGCCUGUACUAAAUACCCUAUUGCCAAAUAUAUUUCAUAUACCCAACUGUCUGAAACUCAUAGAGCAUUUACCACAAAUAUUUCAGACCUUGUUGUGCCUAGAAACAUAUAGGAAGCACUAGAGGAAUCAACUUGGAAAUUAGCAGUGUUUGAAGAAAUGAAUGCCUUAAAAAAUAAUGAUACUUGGGAGAUGGUUGAGCUACCUGAGAAGAAAAAAGUUGUAGGCUGCAAGUGGGUUUUUACAGUAAAAACCAAAGCUGAUGGGAGUAUUGAGAGAUAUAAAGCUAGGCUUGUUGCAAAAGGCUUCACUCAAAUCUAUGGGAUAGAUUAUCAAGAAACGUUUGCUCCUGUAGCAAAAAUAAACUCUAUCCGAGUGCUUCUUUCCCUUGCAGUGAACUCUAAUUGGCUGUUACAUCAAUUAGAUGUAAAAAAUGCAUUUCUUAAUGGAGAUUUGGAAGAAGAGGUAUUUAUGAGUCCUCCUCCUGGCUUUGAGAAGAAUUUUGAAGGGGGAAUAGUGUGCAAACUGAAGAAGUCCUUGUACAGACUUAAACAGUCUCCAAGAGCAUGGUUCGAGCGUUUUGGAAAGGUGAUAAAACACAAUGGAUACACUAAAAGUCAAGCUGUUCAUACUAUGUUUUAUAAACAUUCAAAGGAAGGUAAAGUUGCUAUCUUAAUUGUUUACGUAGAUGAUAUUCUGCUAACAGGGAGUGAUCAUUGUGAACUAGAAGCUCUAAAGAAGAAGUUGGCUGAAGAAUUUGAAAUCAAGGACUUGGGUGCAUUAAAAUACUUUCUUGGAAUGGAGUUUGCUAGGUUCAAAGAAUGUAUCUUUGUAAAUCAGCAUAAAUAUGCCCUUAUCUUCUGAAUGAGACUGGUUUGUUGGGGUGUAAGCCCGCUGAAACACCGGUUGAACCACACGAAAAAUUGCAACCCGCUCAAGAGGAGAAUGUAAAGGACAGAGAGUGCUAUCAAAGGCUGGUUGGAAGACUGAUUUAUCUAUCUCACACGAGUUCAGAUAUAGCAUUUGCAGUGAGUAUGAUAAGUCAGUUCAUGCACUCACCUGGACCGAAACACUUCAAAGCUGUUUAUAGAAUUUUGAGAUACUUAAUGGGAACACCUGGGAAAGGACUCAUGUUCAAACCACGGGGUCAUCUACAAAUUGAGACUUAUACAGAUGCGAAUUGGGCUGGUAAUGUAGUGGAUAGAAUGUCUACCUCAGGCUAUUGUUCCUUUGUUGGAGGUAACUUAGUUACAUGGAGAAGUAAAAAGCAGAGUGUGGUUGCUAGAAGUAGUGCUGAAGCAGAAUUUCGAGUUGUUGCUCAAGGUAUUUGUGAGUUCUUGUGGAUAAGAAGGCUACUUGAAGAAUUGAAGGUAUCACAGUCAUCUCCUAUGAAGUUGUAGUGUGAUAACAAGGCUGCUAUCUCAAUUUCACACAACCCAGUUUUGCAUGAUCGUACAAAACAUGUGGAAGUGGACAAGCAUUUUAUUAAGGAGAAAAUAGAGGAUGGUUCAGUGUGUAUGACUUAUAUUCCUACUGAACAACAAGUAGCUGAUGUAUUUACAAAAGGAUUGUUUAAAAAACAGUUUGAUUUUUUGAAUAGCAAGCUGACUAUGGAGGAUAUUUUUAAACUAGCUUGAGGGGGAGUGUGGGAAAAUCAAACUAUUUUUAGGAACAUUCCUAACUUAGAAUGAUUCUUGUAAGGCUGUCAAAUAUUCAAAGAUUUGACAGCUAUUCUUAUUCUAGGAAACUUAUUAAUUUGCUAAUUUAUUUUCUGUAUAUUUGUGAUUUGGUUCACACCUAUCAUAUACUUGUAUAAAUAUAUGUUCACUGAAUAGAAAUAAUAACAGAUAAAAUUUUCCCAAUAUUUGUGACUAUUACAUAUAAUUAAGGCCACCUCUCUACUUGGCAGACCUUUAUAUAAACAUUGCUUGAAUAUAAAAUAGACUAUGUAACCACAAUCAUUUGUGUGGGGUCCAAUAUUGUAGAAACUGAUAUUCUAACACGUUUGCCCAUCUUUUUCUUCCUCUUUGUGUUUAAGAUGUUUCGUCCAAAUUACUUAAAAGUUAUUUUUGCAUCAUGCAAUUUACAAGUAACAGUUAUAACAACUACUAGCUUUGUAUUUAAUUAAGAACCAUGCACAUUUCCUUUAGUAUUUAAUGCAUUCUUUUGAAAGAUAUAUCGAUUGCUUGUUGGAUCUAUAAUGGAGGCAAAAGCAUCUUCAAGAAAGUGUUUGAAGGAUUUUCUUUUAUCAUAUAUGUUUGGUUGUUACAUAUUUAUUUUAUUCUUUUGAAUGUAAUAUAAUAUAUAGCAGUGUCUUUAUGUAACACUGAGAACAAGUUUAAGAUAUAUAUUUAUAUUUAUUAUGACUAUUAAACUUCUUACUUCUUAGUUUGGUUGCUCUAAUGUUUUUGUUGUCUCUUAUAAUUCUGUUUGUGAAGAACAAAAGCAGGGGAGAGCAUUAUAUUGAGUUUUAUAAUUCUUUUCGUUUGCCAUGUAUAAGUUUGGUCUUUAUCUUGUGAGAUAUUUUUUUUUUUUGGGAGUACAUCGAAUAAGUGUGGCAACUUAAUAUAAUAAAAGUAUGUGUGGACCUCUCUUGUUUUUUUUAUUUCUAGUGGUCAACAUUUUAAGAACUUUUUAUUUCCUGUGGAGAAACUUUUUAUUAAUUUUUUAGUUUUUUGUUCUCCUUUGCUUUGGUGAUCAUUAUUCUUUAAGUUCUUACCAUUGUUCUCUGAUUAAUUCUUUGAUGACAAUUAUUUCUUU